Molecule: messenger RNA, 730 nt
Organism: Triticum dicoccoides
Lineage: Eukaryota; Viridiplantae; Streptophyta; Magnoliopsida; Poales; Poaceae
Exons: 3
Coding region: 170-556 (128 amino acids)
Source: RefSeq, a predicted model, not a curated record
ACGAAACUGCGUCCCAACUCAAGUGCUGAAUAAAUAGGAGGUGCAAGGGUCGGCUGCUACACAGUUGAUCCCACAGCGCCAUUCCCAUCCCGACUUUGAAUUUUUUUGAAACCGCCCGCUGCAUACGACGGGUCUCUCCUCUGCUGAACCAGAAUGGAGCGGCACAACCAUGGGCAGUGAAGAGCUCGUGCCGUUCAUCGUCUCCGAUCUGCAGUCGUCGUCGGCAAAACGCGUCGAAUCCACAGGGAGCGCUUGGAGUACAACUGAUGACCCACUGUUCGUCUUCUACGGCGAUGGAGAGGGCGAUGCGAUCCAGCAGGAAGAGCCUCGGGCGGUUCCUCAUAACCAAGAGCUGGAUCAGAAAGCUGACCGAGUUCCAGCAGAAGAAGGAUUCAGUGAUUACGAUCCAGCAAUCCCUGACCAGUCCACACACAGCAAUGGUGGCUCCGCCGUGGUGUCUGCGUCCGGAGUAGUUGACACCAGCGGAGAGGAUGGUCCUGACGAUGAGAAGGAGGUUAGCAGCCAGCCCACUAAACGGCGGCGUACAGUCGAAUAAAACGUCUAGUAUACUAGGGAUGUUUAAGUGCGAGCUUAGACUUUUCUGCUUUCGCAUGCAUCGCCGUCGCAAGGCCAUGUGGCGCACUUGAUUGUCUGUGUGUGUGUGUUCUAUGCUUUCCUUGUGGAUUAUGAGUUGAUGUCCACGUCUAGUGUAUGCCGCUGUCACUUGAAU